CCAAGCUGUCAAAGUACGGAUUUUAUUUCGUAAAAUCGCUGAAGGCUUUUUCGUGCAAAUGGUUAGUCCCGAAGGAUUUUCCUUCCAAAAGUGUAGAAAAUUAAGGCUAUUAUCUAAACUGUGAAUCUUUUUUUGUGUUGAAAUUCGUAUUGUUGUAAGCCGAAGUUUGGCGAAAACCCGUCUAGUGGAUUCGACAAGGAAGGAUUGCGUAAAAAUGAGUGUUUUUCAAUCCGCGAAUCAAGUGGAAGUUCUUCCCAGAAUGUAAGAAAAAAAAAUCAAGCAGAAAGCAAAAGGUGUCAAGUUUGGAUCUGCCCUCUAAACUAGCAACAAAGCGAACAAAUGGUGCAUAAAAAGUGAAAAUGAAUAGUUUACUGCUCCAAAUUUCGUCGUUUACGAUCUUCUUCGGCCACUCGGACGCGAUUCCCGUCCCAAAUCGCCCUUUUGGUGAAAGAAAUGUAGCCUUGUUCGGAGUGUUGACGUGCAUUGGAAUCGGUGCCGUCAUUGGCAUGUGUGUUUUCUGUAAAAAGAAAAAGGGCCAAUUUAAGAAGUUCGAAAACGAUGGUAACAUAGAGGAAGUUAAAAACACUGAAUAUCCCAUCCUGAAGUCGCUGAGUUCGCUGGAUGCAAAGAAAUCCGGUGCCAUUAUACCGAGUAGCCCCACAAAUCUGUCGACUGAUAAUCUUCUGGAUCAAACGGUCCAAUAUCAAAAUGAAUCCGUUUCGUCUCACGAGUUGGAUGGAAUUGAAAAUUAUCAUCUCCUGCAAUACCAGAAAGAAACAUAUGCGGCCAAAACUCAAUCAGUUCGCCAUGUAGGUAAGGAAAGCACGCCUUCUGAAGGGCAUAAUGAUAUGCCGAAGGUGGUUUUGCAUGGGGAUGAUAACGAAGACUCGAACUCCAACAUGCUUCUCUCCACGAGCAAGGAAUCUCUGAGCUCGAUCUCUCCCUUGCCGGGAACCAAAACCAGUUACUCGAUGGAGCAGGAAACUGCUUCGCUGAAAAAUUCGGUUGGCUUUGGAGACGAUAAGCCGUUGAUUGAUCGUUGCUCGACUGAUUUGGAAACCGGUGCCAUGGAGGAUGAAGACGAUUCUGGUCCAAUGAACAUCUCAGUCCAGCCUCCGACCCGUCUGGAUGAUGUUACCAUUAGUAUCAGCGAGAGGGGAGCCAGUUACUAUGAGGAAGCUACAUCGGCGGCAACGACCGGAACGACCAAGGAUUGCGGCAUUCAGGAGGACGUCACACCGAUGGACAGUUUGGAAGAUAACUCAUCCGUUCACGAGACCAACAGCAUAGAAGAGGCUUUGCGGGCGUUGGAUAUUGCCAUUGAUGGGGAAGAUGAAAGCGAUGAUAGUGAUGAUGAGUCCAAUUUUGUUGAUUAUCCGGAAGAUGUCAUGGGGAAAGGAUCAGGCCAAAGGAAUGAUGUUGAAGUUAGAAACGAAAUUUUCGAUGGCAAGAAUUCGUCCUCGGACAGUGGCAUGGAUGAAAUUGAGAUAAGCGAAAAGGUUACCACUCCGGAUAUGAUCAUGCAUGAAUUGAUCCGAGAUGAAGCCACCAAACUUGUUGACGAAAUAUUGCUUUUAUGCCAAAGUCGAAUUGAGGAAAUUAAGGAAUGUGAAGAGAAGGAACAGCUGGAAGCGGCGCUUCCGCUUCCGGACGAUGAUUUUAACGAUUUCAACAGUGGUGUGGUAUUAGAAUGUAGUACGCCUUUUGUCGCUAGGAAAGCAUUCGAAGCGAUGAAAGAUGGUUUGCCAAUGGCUAAACAAGCCCUGUUCUGUGAUGUAAAUGAGCAAACGUAUGUGAUGGCUGAUGGCGUUGAGGGGCAACUGGGCGAUUCCACAUCCAGUGAUGCCAAACAGCAUCCGGAAGAGUGCGGAAAUACUUUUACUACUUUUAAUAUGCCAAAUGUUACCAAUGUCGACGUAGAUGAUGAUGAUCACGAUGAUCUUGUGCAAAUAUACCCAGUAAAUGAAACAGUUACAAUCCCGCAGAUUAAUACUACGCACACUUUGCUGAACCCAUCGGACACGUUUGUUCGGGAACCAGGCGAUGGUACCCUGCCGGAAAUAAUGGUCGACCCUAUGCAAACGAUCGAUGAUGCUGCCUCGGAUAAACCGACGGCCACGCCUAUGAACACUCCGAUCGAAUUGGGCUGUCCAACGACCGCCGAUUGGGACAGGUGGCUUUCGGCCAGCGCAUCGACCUGUGAAGCUGCUGGCGGGGGCUUGAACUUGCAAGGGCAGCACGAGGAGGAUUACUUCAGCAGUCAAACCUACGACGAGGGUUGGUUCUUGCAUGCCCAACCAGGUUGUAGCAGCGGCAGUGUCGGAACGUAUGGCAACGAUUGUGGCGGCGAUGGCAAUGAAACGUACGAAGUGCAGGAAAAUGAUGAUAAUCUCGAUUCGACGUACGAUUUGUUGCGGAAACAGUUGGCAGAGAUGUUGCCGCAUGCACAGGGUGCCAAGGAAGCUGCGGAGUGUUUCGAAGAAAAUGAUACUAGUCCGAAUCAUUACGGAAUACAGUACGGAGAUCUGGAUGAAGCCAGCAAUGCACCUUCUACAUCAUCGGCGAAGGAUAACGAGAUGAUAAUAAACUACAAGCGAACUCUCUCCCCAAUCAUGGAGGAGAGCGAAGACGAAUCUUUUUAUAACAAAACAUCAUAUUACAAGGAAGCCUCCAAUUACGUUGAGAGCACCAGCACUGGAUGCAUGGAAUCUCUCACUGCGAUGGGAGUGCAUAAAACGCUUAUGGCCUCAAAUGACACGCUUUUUAAUUUUGAGGACGUGUUGGAUGAAAUUUUAUCACCGAGGGUACCAUCACAAUCGCACACCCCGACCAAUCGCGAUCGGGAAAUUCCCGAUUACUUUUUACGAUCUCCCCGUCAUGAGUUACUGUCCGAAGCCACGUCGACGACGGCCACCACAAUGGAAUGUGGCAGUAGCAGUCUCGGCAGCGAAGCCAACAGGCAACAACCAAAGAGCCUCGAAUUCGCACCACAAUUGCCACGAGAUUCAUCACUCAGUUCUCCAGGUGAUCCUACCAGGAUCGACUUUUCUCAAGAUUCCACUUUCACGCUAGAUGAAAAAACAUGCAUCUCUCUGAGUAGACCAACCAAUGAGGAGGACGAAAGGAUUUCGGAGAUUUCCGAACCUAUCCUGGUAUCAUCGUCUUCAGGACUGAUCAAACAGCAACAAGAUGAUAACAAUAGCCUAAUGGAUGAAGAAAUCGCCUCCAUCGAGGACGAUUCCUUCAACGAAAUUCUUGAAAAAGAGAAACCCCUGGAAAACGAACAGUAUAAUCAUUUUUUAGAUUUACAUAGUACUGCAGCAGAGUCCGUUCUGCCAGGCCUAGAGCCGCCCGAGCCAGAUGAAAACUUUGAUCCGGCAUCCUCCGUCCUCGUAGCGGGCAGCACCGGACAGAAGGAGGCGGUACUUUUGCAAAACAAGCUGAAUUUAGAGAAUACCUACCACAAUCGAGGCAUUGAUGAACAAGUAGUUGUAAUCGAAUCCAUUGAUCGGUUUUUGCUUAAGUCCAGGAAUGUUAGUUUGCCAGAAGACAAAAGUACAAAUCCCUUGGUUAAUGGUCACAUUAGUAGUGGUAAGCUAUCCAGUAGAUCUGAUGGUAAGAAUAUUUGUAUAAACUAUGAUAACUGAGCUAGAACUAUACAUCGGCAAUGUUGUAGAGAUUAAGAUGAAAAUAAUGGAACCUAAUAAAAAAACUGUUAGAUAUUUAUUAACGAUUAAUACACUGAAACUGAAUAGACACUGGUUCUGAUUUGCGACAAAUAUCAA
Messenger RNA from Aedes aegypti (yellow fever mosquito), 3785 nucleotides. RefSeq lists its product as uncharacterized. Lineage: Eukaryota; Metazoa; Arthropoda; Insecta; Diptera; Culicidae. Bases 360 to 3647 code for a protein of 1095 amino acids. The record is from RefSeq and is a predicted model, not a curated record. The transcript has 7 exons.